Molecule: messenger RNA, 1626 nt
Organism: Phanerochaete carnosa HHB-10118-sp
Lineage: Eukaryota; Fungi; Basidiomycota; Agaricomycetes; Polyporales; Phanerochaetaceae
Exons: 8
Coding region: 1-1626 (541 amino acids)
Source: RefSeq, a predicted model, not a curated record
AUGCCUCGAGGCGUCUCUGAGGACGCGGCCAAAUGUUGUAUACACCCUAGUUGGAUCUGUCUUGCAAUAUCGCGCGGUGUAAAUAGCACUCAGCGAGUAGUAGAUCACAUCAACAGUCAGCUCCAUGCCCGGUGGGAAAUAUCUUCAUCAUUGCUUGCAAAGACCCGCGAAACCGGGGUUGAACCCGACUCAAAUCAUGGUUCGUCUUAUUACAAACUCGCACUCGCAAAGUACCACUAUGGAAAGCACCGCUCGCAAUCAGAGGCGACGGAGCAAGACAUGUGGUUUCAUGCGAGCUUCAUGGCUCCCACUCUCGACUUCCUAUGUAACCACGAAGUUGUCCUUCAUCUCAGAAUUCAGGAAGGUCAUCUCAACCUUGACCACGUCCGGGCAUUUCCUUUGACAGCAGCAGACCACUCACAGAAUCGGACCAUAUCUCCCUUAUCUGUUAUGUUCCGCAUACGGUUCGAAGUGAUCGGAGUCACAGACCGAAGCGCAGUUACUGGCGAAGGGCGAAGCACCGUCAAUAUGCUGGUCCUCAGUUGCAGGGAUGCGAAGCUUACCAGGUUUUCUUCCGAGAUAGCAGACAGUGAGAAACGAUCUCUCGAGACGUAUCUUCACGGCUACCUUGAAUUCAUUGAGGCUGCGGGCCAUCACGUUCUCGCCCUACCGCCAAAUUUUAGCAUCAGGGCUCUAAGCGCUGAUAUUUUUGAAUUCUUGCAAACUGCAGGCAUUCCCCCCGGUGUUGCUGAAGUUCGUGCAAUGCUGGUGGAGGCCCAGAACAGCCACUCUCAGGCUUCCGACUAUCUUACAGUCUCGCUUGCCGAUUAUCACGGCAAGUGGGCCCAGGAUGGCAGGGAUGUCUACUUCCACCUUAAAUUCGGUUCCCCGCAAGGCGCUGCCCUGUGCGACGACGAUAUAAUAGUAUUUUUCGCUGUCGACGAGAUCCUUUUCUAUGAUAUCGAUGACUUCCAAGCAGCGCCGAUUAAGACCUACAGCAAAGGCGAAGCAAUUCGAUAUAAGAUCGAUAUGCGUAGUGAAUUAUUUAUACCACUGCCAGGUGGCCGUUAUAUGCACCAACGCUCUACCUUCAAUAACUACGUUGAAUCUGACGAAGACGAUCUGUACUACAUGAGUCAUAUCAUCUACUUCAUUACGGGUGACUAUCUAGAUCUCCUUGGAAAUGCCCAAUACGACAUUAUCCAUCACUACAACGCACUUUGGCCGGAAAUCGAUAGCUCCUCAGGCGGACCCCAAACUAGUGCAGCCGAGAGCGGGCGGGCCGUGUCGGGGACUAUGCUCUGGCAUGACAUAAUCCAGAAUAGUGACCUGUUCGGCUUCGACCAGAUCAUAGCUUUCCCCCAGGCUGCAAUCAACACAUACUACCGUCACAGCUGGACCCAAGCUCAGGCCACCACCAGCGCGUCCGUUGCUGAUAGGCUUCUCUUCCAGUGGAAGUUCAAGGAGUGUUUCCAGGCCGAGUUCAAGCCGCUCAUGGUGCACCUGCGCGAGGAUGGUCGGGCGGUCGUUUUCCUCCGCCCUAAGUACGGCUCCUUGAGAUAUUUAAGUAGCGAGGUCCAUGCUGAGUACAGAUCUGCCCGCACUUUUUGCUAUCAGUGGUGCUGA